AUGGACAACUCAGCCUUUGAGAUGCAUGAAGAUGCAGCACAGAAUACUUUUUCUACGAGGAAGAUGGACACCAUCUCCAGAAUGGAGAAGAAGAGGCAGUGGUCACUGAUGAGCGUUUUCCUGGUGUGUCUCUUGGCCUGUACCGUCACCACGGCAGUAGGAGUACUGAUACUUUCCUUGGUUUAUGUUCACAACUCUCAGCCACAUUCACAAGUCCACCUGGAAGUCCGGCCUCUGCAAACAACGGUUCCCGUAGUGCAAAAGGCUGUUGAUCCAAAAUACCAGUUUCUUAAUCAUUUGCCUAAAUCCAAGGUCUUUGAAUUCCCUGGCGGUGCAAUCCAGUGGGCCCGGUAUAGGAACAAUGUCAAAGACUACCUCAGCAUUGAAGAAGAGGCCUUUGGCAGCAGCUUGAACAGUCAGAGAUCACAGAUGACUCUGGGGACCCUGAGAAUAAAAAGCAACGGUCUCCGGGCCCCUCACUGGCACUUCAAUGCUAAUGAACAUGGCUACCUUGUACAGGGGACGGCAUGGAUUGGGGUGGUUGAUGAUGGUGGUGUAGUUACUACAUACAAUGUUACAGCUGGCCAAGUGAUCUUCUUCCCUAAAAAUACUCUACACUGGAUCAAGAAUGUGGGGAACGAAGACUGCUUUUUCUUACUCUUCUUUUCCACACAUGAUGAACUUCAGACACUGGAUGUUGAUGAUGUAUUUUUUUCUGUACCUGAAGAUAUUGCUUCCAGGUCACUUAAGCCUGAAGGUGGAAUUAAUUUCAUUAGAACGUUCCAGAAGCAGAAAGAGGACCAGGGUGUCAACCUUCCCCCCAACUUGGCAGAACUGGUUAUAAAUCCUAGUUAUGUUCAGUCUCCAGAGAGUCUUGUGUGGAGAUAUUUUUAUGACCUUAAAGGUUCAAAAGAAUAUCAAUUUCCAGGAGGAGUAAUACAACUGGCACAAUACUGGAAAAAUGGAAGCGAACUAAGCUACCAUGAAAAAAUUUUUGGUGAAUUCCUGAAUCAGCAUCAGAAUGCUCUCACUUUGUGUACACUCAGAAUUUAUAACAACGGAUUACGACAGCCGCAUUUUCAUUUUAAUGCAAAUGAAAUGGGAUAUGUAAUAAGUGGAUGUGCAAAGGUGGGCAUUAUUAAUACUCAGGGUAUCGUGGAGUUUGAUGUUCACAUUGGAGAUGUGGUAUUUUUCCCCAUGGGAACCCAACAUUACAUUAAGAGCACAUGUGAUGAGGAUUUGCUUUUCCUUCUUGCCUUCAGCACCGGAGACCAGUUGCAAACUCUUGACAUGGAUGAUUAUCUCCAGGCCACAGCAGACCACAUCCUGGCCCAACUUUUCUUCAAGAAGCAAAGUGAAUUUAAGAAGAUCCCCAAAUUCAAGGAGGACCAGGCAAUCAACCUGCCGUAGAUUUGCCAAUGAGUUCAUACUUAUUCUUCCUUCCUCAUUUGUUCUUAUUGUUUUUAAAGAAGGACCACUUUGCUAAUAAACCUGAAGCUCUUUAUAGAGCAGAAGUGGGAAAGCAGGUGCAAAACAGCCCUGUGAGCUCAUUUAGCUGACAGUGAUGCUAGGCAGUGGAUGCUAAGGGAGCAUUUCAGUAUCCUCUGUGUAGAUUAGUAGAUCUAUGGAGGAGACCCAAUAUAUUAAAUUCAUAUAUUUUUGUAUGGGUUUUAGUGUAUGUGUAUGUAUUUAUUUGUUUUCCUUUUGUUACUUCAAAUUUUAUUACUCUAAGUGAAAAGUCAUUUUUUUAUCCCUAUCAGCAAGUCUUACUACCAUGCAUGUAUUUUUGUCAUUCAUCACCAUGAAAGGAAUUCAGCCUAUGUACAAGGUGCUGGAAUCAGAUACCUCAAACCUUGUCUGGAGAGUUCAGAGGCUGGUGAUCCCUAACCCUUUUGUUGUAUGAAGUAACUUUUUACGAUGGCAAAAUUUUCAAGGACUCACUCAUUUGACUGGUUGUAUAUUUUCUGUAUAUUAGCUGAGAAAAUAAAAUAUCCAGUGAUGAACUAAUUAUAAAUUCAAUACUUUCUUUGAAUAUAUUGAAUUUCAUCAAUCACAUCAGCAACUAUUUACAUUUGAGGAGCAGUCAGCCCUAUAUUUGAGAAGCAUAUGGUUUAUUUAGUCCAUUGGCAAUGCUGGCUAUGUAUGUGGAUUCAAGAACCUCUUGCCCUCAUUGGAAGCUGGUAGGGGCUGGUGGUCUCCAAGUUGAGGGUCAUUGUGUUAAGUAGAAAAUAACUUGUUCAGAUUUAAUCUGUGCUGGGUUUUGUUUACAAUUUAUUUUAACAGGUAUUUGUUUUUGUUUUUUAAAAAUAUUUUAUUUAUUUAUUUGAUAGAUUACAAGUAGUCAAGAGAGGCAGGCAGGGAGAGAGGAGGAAGCAGGCUCCCCGCUGAGCAGAGAGCCCCAUGCAGGGCUUGAUCCCAGGACCCUGAGACCAUGACCUGAACUGAAGGCAGAGGCUUUAACCCACUGAGCCACCCAGGCAACCCUUAACAGGCAUUUGGUACCCCUGCAUUAUACUUGGGUACAGCUGUUAGUUCUGGAGUAUACAAAACUAAUGCCAGUUAAGACUAACUAUAUAAACUGUAGACUAACUGGCGUUAGUCCUAUAUAAAAUUCUCAAGUCAUUGUAACUAAGUUUUAAUGCUUUUGACCCCCUCCCCCACUUCAGAUACUCUCCUGAUACCUAAUGGAACUUUUAGAUGUCUUAGGAUGUUUGUUGCCAGGCUGAAAAGAUCUAUAUGUUCCCUUCUUUCUCUGUCUUUGUUUUUUAUUUCUGUAUCUUCCUGUCUGGAGUGCUAGUUCUGUUGCCUACAAGUACUGAAUUCAGUGAAAAUCAGGAAUAGCUCACUUCUAGCAUGAGGAAGUAGCCAUCUACAUAAUGUACCUAAUCAGACAACAGAAGGCCCGUUACCACUUGGAGCUAUUGUGUAUUUCCCUAUUGCCUUUUUCUGGGAGAGGCAGGCAAGAUCAGAACUUGGUAGCGAUGGGAGUUUUGUGGUGGCAGUAUUGUUUUGAAGAGACUUUAUAGGGAAUGAGUUCAUGUCCAGGAAUAGGAACAUAGUUGAGAAGAUGCAAGGAACAGCACAAGGAAAUAGGUAUAUGGAAAGAGGCUGUCCAGGUAGAGGGGAAAUAGUCAUUCAAGGAAACUAGCAAUGUGUGUAGACAGAUUUUAUCUAUAUAAGUUUUGUUUUACUUUAGGAACUGUUUUGUAUACUAUGAACUAGUUCAUAAUCCAUUCUCUUAUACCAGGAAAUACUGUAUUAGGUUUUAUUUUAUAAAGAUUUUACACAUCUUUGUAUAUUAUUUUGCCAUUGUAAUUUUGAAGGAAAUCUGUUCUUAAGGUCUUAUGUAUUUGAAGCAUUAUUGGUUUCCCUGUAUGGAUCUUUGAAAUAUGACUUAGGAAUCCAAUCCACUAUGUAUUUAAAAAAGAAAAAUCUUAAAAAUAAAAACAUCUAAUG
Messenger RNA from Mustela lutreola (European mink), 3456 nucleotides. RefSeq lists its product as uncharacterized. Gene Ontology annotation, cellular component: Golgi apparatus; plasma membrane. NCBI's taxonomy places the organism in Eukaryota, Metazoa, Chordata, Mammalia, Carnivora, Mustelidae. The record is from RefSeq and is a predicted model, not a curated record. The transcript is spliced from 9 exons. Gene Ontology annotation, biological process: activation of protein kinase B activity. Bases 1 to 1410 code for a protein of 469 amino acids.